Molecule: messenger RNA, 2246 nt
Organism: Magallana angulata
Lineage: Eukaryota; Metazoa; Mollusca; Bivalvia; Ostreida; Ostreidae
Product: D-beta-hydroxybutyrate dehydrogenase, mitochondrial-like
Exons: 7
Coding region: 139-1248 (369 amino acids)
Molecular function (GO): oxidoreductase activity
Source: RefSeq, a predicted model, not a curated record
UUUCGAUAAGGAACAAAAAUGUAAUGAAAAUCAUUUACUUCUUCAUAUUUUAGCAAGUUCGUUUGCUAAACCAUGAUAACCACGGACUGACAAUGUACAUAGGAUAAGAAUUUAAGGUUUUAUCAACAUAAUAAAAGAAUGAGGGUUGCAGAGUUCAUCGGGUUACAGCUCUUUGAGUCAGCCUACCUAUUUGUGCUGUUCUGCAUCCCAAUAGUAGUGGCACAGAAAUACAUUGGAACAAUUGUCUUGUUAAUUCUAAUUUCCUUGGCAAUAUCAACAUUGUUGAAAAAACUAUUUUACAAGCCAGUAGACAUAAAAGGACAAGGAGUGCUCAUCACCGGCUGUGAUACAGGAUUUGGAAAUGCCUUUGCCAUGAGACUGGGUGCGAUGGGGUUUACAGUAUUUGCAGGCUGCUUAAACCCCGAGAGUGAGGGAGCAAAGAGGCUAAAGGAAGAAGCAUCUGGACAGAUCCAUGUUCUAAAAAUGGAUAUCAACAGUGAUGCUGAUGUUAAGUCAGUCCUGGAUUAUGUAAAUGAAACACAUAAGUCCUCAGGCUGUGGGUUAUGGGCACUGGUCAACAAUGCAGGAGUCAAUUUUCUUGGGGACAUUGACUUUUGUACAAUGGAUAUGUACCACAGAAUCAUGAAUGUCAAUUUAUUUGGAAUGGUUAGAACUACAAAAACUUUCCUACCACUCUUAAGGAAAAGCAAAGGGCGAGUAGUAAAUGUGACCAGUGUCAGGGGGCGCUGUGUGUUUCCUGUAGCUUCAGCGUAUUCAAUGGCCAAGUAUGCAGGGGAAGCCUUCUCUGAUGGCCUGAGGCUGGAGAUGAGGAAGUUUGGGGUAAAAGUUGUGGUAGUUGAGCCGGGAAACUUUGGAGGAGCUACUGGAAUGUUAAAUGAAAAAUCUUUAGCCAUCAUGAGGCGAGACUUUGACACAAUGUGGGCGGAGGCGGGAGAAGAGGUGAGAGAAACGUAUGGUAAGGAGUACCUGGAUCGCCUGUUUGAGGGAGCCAAGGGAACCUCAGCCACCUCCUACCCCACCCUGGCCCCCGUCCUGGAUGCCUUAGAGGAUGCAGUGGUUAACCAGAAUCCUCGGAUACGAUACCUCGUGGAUGGGGGGAGUGGCCUCAUGGAUGAAUUCUGUUGGCUGGCCAGGCUGAACUCCUUCCUACCAGAGCCAGUGAUGGACUGGGUUGUAUCCAGACUGCUGUCGCGAGAGCUUCCUCCUCUGAAGUCUUCCACACAGUAGGAGGGGAGGAAACCUACAGCACACACUGAACGCACCAACACUUACAGGGAUUCAACUGCCAAUUCAUAAUUAGUGUUGAUUUACUCUAACAAGCUCUUCAAAUUUAAAUUUACUUUGGAAUUCUGUGCAUUGUUAAACAUUUUCAUUACAGAGUUACUGGGUUUGAUAUUGCAUGAUUUAGUAGGUGGGAUGGAUGUUAUAUAAUGAAAACAAUUCUUUUUGGCUGGAUUACUGAGUCUUAUAAGGGAUUUGGUUUCUCUUGUCAGUAACUAUGAUGUAAACUGCCACUGUUAAGCAAAGGAAGAUAAUUCUGAUAAUACUUUCUCUGCAGGUCUGUAGCUAGCACAAGUUUUGUGAGCAAUAAAUAUACAGUAUUUUUCAAUGGGUGGCACUGCAGCUCCCAGGUCGUCCAUCCGAAUUUUUUAAGACUGGGAGCUACAAACCUGCAGCGAAUAAUAGUUGACCAAGAAAGUUUUGAUACAGUAAUUUUAAGGCUCUUCGACCCUCAGCCUUAAAGUAUUUUUUUUCAUCAUAAAAAUGUGAUUUGUCCUUCAAACUUUAUAAAUGAAAUAAAGAGAAAUUAAUUGAAGAUAUCAAUGCAUUUUACAAAGUUUUUGCAAAUUUGCCCACAAUGAAUAUAAUGGAAUAAAUAUACAACUUGAGAUCAGAUUUGAAAAAAAAGGUUGUACCAGUGCAUCAGUGGCUUGACCUCCUUUAAAUUACCAAUAUAUAGUAGAGCCAAGCAUUUUGUUGAAUAAUUAAUUGUAAUAUUAACACUAGAAGAGUAAUUAAAUUUGUGUCCAUUAAAGGCAGAUUUAUGGUACGAUUAAAAAUUCUGGAUAUUUUAUAGUUAACGUACUUAGCUGAGGAUCGGAGAUUGUUAAACUGAGCUUAUUUUUUGUAUAUUUAUUUAUUUGCAUGUUAAAACUGGUAAUCAAAAUCAGCAUAAUGAAAAAAAAAAAUCAAUAUAUAUUAUACAAUAAAGUGGUAAAAAUAUU